This is a messenger RNA of Drosophila serrata, 4130 nucleotides long. Its product is annotated as longitudinals lacking protein, isoforms A/B/D/L. Lineage: Eukaryota; Metazoa; Arthropoda; Insecta; Diptera; Drosophilidae. Gene Ontology annotation, molecular function: protein binding. Gene Ontology annotation, cellular component: nucleus. Gene Ontology annotation, biological process: regulation of transcription by RNA polymerase II. The record is from RefSeq and is a predicted model, not a curated record.
UUCAGAAACAAACGGCAACUCUCAGGAAUAAAAUCGUCGUCGCUCCGCUCGUUAAAUUUUCGUUACCCACCCACACAAAAACAAAAAAUUAAACGAUUUUUAGCUGCGCGCAUUACAUAAAAUAUAUUUUGAGUAAAAACUAAGUGAAACAAUAGCUUUUUGUGUUGAGUGUGUAGGAGGGAAGUGUACAACUAUAAAUUAUAAUAAUUAAAGUUCACCAUAGAUAAUAAUUCGCGUUAGUGUUUGUGCGUAUAUGUGAGUGUUUGCUGCCCCCCGCUCCUGCGCGUGAAUGAGAGAGACGGCGAGAGGGGCGCUACGUGACCGAGUUGCAAUGAAAACUCCAGUGAAAAUUCAGCAUAACUGCUGACAAACACACAACCGAAAAGAAGAAUAAGAGGCAGAAUAGAAGGCGAGAAGUUUUUGUAGACCCCACUGUACUUCCCUAAGUUGCAAAUUGUAAAAUCAGCGAGCGAGUGGCGAAAAAAACUCUUAACCAGAGAGAGGGAGCACAGCGAGCCACGUCAAGGACGUGGGCCCACCCAUUUCCCCCCUAAAUAACCACCCCGGAUCCAAGCCCCCAAAAUGGAUGACGAUCAGCAGUUCUGCCUGCGGUGGAACAACCACCAGAGCACACUGAUCAGCGUGUUCGACACGUUGCUGGAGAAUGAGACUCUAGUCGAUUGCACGCUAGCCGCCGAGGGCAAAUUUCUCAAGGCCCACAAGGUGGUGCUGUCAGCAUGCAGUCCCUACUUUGCUACCUUACUUCAAGAACAGUACGACAAGCAUCCCAUCUUCAUACUCAAGGAUGUCAAGUACCAGGAGCUGCGCGCCAUGAUGGACUACAUGUACCGCGGCGAGGUCAAUAUCUCGCAGGAUCAGCUGGCCGCUUUGCUCAAGGCCGCCGAGUCGCUGCAGAUCAAGGGUUUGUCGGACAAUCGCACUGGCGGAUCGGCACCCAAGCCGGAGUCCACACAGCAGCAGCAUCAUCGCGGCAAGCUUAGUGGCGCCUACACACUGGAGCAGACGAAGCGCGCUCGCCUGGCCACCGGCGGUGCGAUGGAUGCGUCUGGUGAUGUAUCUGGGUCACGCGAGGGCUCUUCGAGUCCUUCGCGUCGUCGCCGGAAAGUCAGACGUCGCAGUAUGGAAAAUGAUGCCCACGACAACUCCAACUCGUCCGUGUUACAAGCCGUCGCCUCGAAUCAGUCAAUCCUCCAGCAGACAGGCGCUGGCCUCGCAGUCUCCGCUUUGGUCAGCACCCAGCUGUCCAGUGGAUCGGCAGCCGGAACCAGCAGCCAAGCGUCGUCGAACCAGCAGCAGCCAUUGACCAGCACCAACGUUACCAAAAAGACUGAAAGCGCUAAACUAACAUCCUCGACAGCCGCACCAGCGAGCGGAGCAGCUGCGUCAGUGACCGCCCAACAACAGCAGGCCCAGCAGCAGCAGGCGCAGACCACAAGCGAUGCCAUUAAUACCGAGAAUGUACAAGCCCAGAGCCAAGGCGGCGCCCAAGGCGGCGUCGAAGGUGAUGACGAGGACAUGGAUGAGGCGAGCGCCGUUGGCGGUGCAAGUGCCAUCAGUGGUCCCAAUCCUGCCUCCGCCUCCGCCUCUGCAGCCGCCGUUCACACUGGUGUUGUGGUCAAGCAGCUGGCCAGCGUUGUGGACAAAUCGUCGUCGAAUCAUAAACAACAGAAGAUCAAAGACAAUAGCGUGUCGUCGGUGGGCUCUGAAAUGGUGAUUGAACCCAAAGCCGAAUACGACGAUGAUGCGCACGAUGAGAACGUUGAGGAUUUGACAUUGGACGAGGAGGACAUGACAAUGGAAGAGCUGGACCAGACGGCCGGCACCAGCCAGGGUGGUGAAGGAUCUAGUCAAACAUAUGCAUGGCAGCACGACAGAUCUCAGGAUGAACUUGGACUAAUGGCACAGGAUGCGCAGCAACGGGAUCCCCAAGCCUCCUCCAAGCAGGACAAGGGUGAACAGACGGAGGGAACGCCCGAGGAAUUCGAGUUGGACGAUUGCCUGCUGGAGAGCAAUGACAUUGUCAUCACCCAGAACAAGGAUGGAUUUGUGCUGCAUGUCAAGAAGCUGGGCAAUAUCACCGCCGCCGCCAAGAUGGAAGCCGACAGCGCGGAUCAUCAUUCGCAUCCCCAGCAGCAGCAGCAGCAGCAGCAGCAGCAACAGGCUGCUGUCACCGUCACCGGACCGGCUGGCCAGCCCACGCCCACGAUCACCGAAUUGUUGAAUGCCGCCGCCGCCUCCCACUCGGAUAAGCCACCAGCACUAACUGCUUUGAGCAGCGGAACGACCAUCAAGUUGCCCUCUUCGGAAUGCGAGCUUAUCAACAUUAAGAAGAUAAUACCGGCAACCACAUCGAUUGCCACACACCAUCAUGCGCACACAAGCUCGGCGACAAUCAUACAUCCCCAUCACAUUAUCCAACAUGUGCCACAGGAGACGCACCAUCAGGAGCAGCAGCAGCAGCAUCACCACCACCAGACGAUCCACAUCGAGGAGGUGCCACAAACGUCGCAGCAGCACCAUCACCAUCUACAGACGACCCAGCCGCCGCAGCACACCCAAGUACAAAGCAUUAUCACAACGCAUCCCGGCCAGACGAUCAACCUGGUUGGGCUGCGGAAUGUGCAGCUGACCGAUGCCAAGCCGAUUUCAGCCUCAAGGAUUCGGUAUUCGCGCGGCAAGAUUAUCGGUGGGCCCACUGUACAAAAUCUGCAGAUCGUGGAGACCCAUGAGCCCAUCCAGCACCAGCACCACGAGUUGGCCGAUGGCACCAAGUAUGAGAUUAGCGAGAUCGAUCUGAACAAUCCCAAUGCGUCGGCGGCAAUCAUUAGCGACCUGGUGAAGUACGCCGAGAUCGAUGACAUCGAGCUGCCAGAUGGCACCAAGAUUGGCAUUGGAUUUGCCCCCUCAGAGAUUACGGAGCACAUGCAGACCUCGGGCGGGGAGACGCACAUCACCACCAUUGAGCACGAUCCACAGGAGGUGCAGACGGUGCACGAGGUGCAUCAGCUGGAGGAGUCGCAGCAGCAGACGCAUCACAUUCAUACGACACAACUGCAGACGCACCACAUCCAGACGGUGGUGCAGACCGGAGAUCAGCAGCAGCAGCAUCAUCAUCAUCAGCGCCUCGAGCUGCAGGACGACGAUGGUGUGGAGACGAUUCUACCCGAAGAGAUGGGUGUGCACGACUCCAGCAAGAGCUACACUAUUCUCACCACGCGACCGAUGAAGGAGGAGUCCGAUGCCGGCAACGAUCCCUCCGGCAUGACCUACGAACUAUCGUUGAGCGAUUCAUCGUUGGGUCCCUGCGAUGAUCCCGAGUCGCGGUACGUGUGCCGUCACUGCGGCAAGAAGUACCGCUGGAAGUCCACAUUGCGUCGCCACGAGAACGUCGAGUGCGGCGGCAAGGAGCCGUGUCAUCCCUGCCCCUACUGCACCUACAAGGCCAAGCAGCGUGGCAAUCUCGGGGUUCAUGUCCGCAAGCAUCAUCCGGAGAAGCCGCAGCUGGAGAGCAAGCGAGGACGCAAGAUCUAAGCGAGCCAGGGUGGAGGAGGAGUUGUGAGUAGACGAGAAAAUGAAACCCUUUGAGUUCUAGACCAGUUUUUCAUUAUUUUUAAUACUAUUUUUUUAUAUCAUUUUUUAUCAUACAAACACAGUUGUAACUAUUUAAGCUUAAAACGUUCUUAUUUGUUGAUUAUUUUUAUUAAGUUUAUAAGUCGAAAGAUUUUUCCCUACUUGUUUCUUAUAUCCAAAAGUUGAUCUUUUCUUAAAAACCGCAUUGAGUUCUUCAUAUUUACCAUAAGCUUUAAUCUUUGUAUGUCUUCACCUUUAAAAUAAUUGGUUCUUUUGGUAAUUUUCAAAAUUACAAAUUAAACACUUACGAACGCCCCAAAAAAUUAACAUAAACUAAAAAAAUAGUCGACAAACGAUGGAAGACGAAAACUUCAAAUCAAUGUGCAAGUAUUUUCAUGGAAAUAACACAAAGAAAUAUAUAGAAACUAAUUCUAUAUACAAAUGAAAAAUAGUUUAGAGAAACAUUAACUGUAAUUAGAAAUCUUGAUUCUGUAUGUAUGUGUGCGUGCUCUCAAAACAGAAAAUUUACAAAAAAAAAG